Messenger RNA from Cuscuta epithymum, 2414 nucleotides. The record is from the annotation of a GenBank genome assembly. NCBI's taxonomy places the organism in Eukaryota, Viridiplantae, Streptophyta, Magnoliopsida, Solanales, Convolvulaceae.
GCCAAUAUUAAUCGGAAGAAUGAUAUAUAUUUUAUUUGACCCAAUGAAAUAAAAUUUAAUUAAAACAGUCCGGAAAAUACAACUUUCGGGGUCGAAUGUACACUUCGGGGCACAAAGGGAUGACCUCCCACAUGAGUGGGGGCCACCCCACGAAAUUAUCCACCAAAUAUUUGAAUUUGGAGCUGCAAACACAUGUGAGGAGGCUUGAUGUGGGUGAAGGGAUGGAUGGGACACAAUUGAUAGGUGGAGGGACCCUCCUCCACAUUAUUUUGAGGUGUGGAAUCAUCCUCCCACACACCCACCUCAUCAUAAUUUCGGCCAGCACACUAAGGAAAGAGAUGAGAGCCUCUACAAUUCAUCAUCUUCCAUUGUUGAAGCAAGCUCAAACCAAGGAAGGUCCAAGGAAGAAGAAAGAGUGAGAAAGAAGAGAAAAACCUUGAUUAAUUAAGGUAAGGGAAAACUGUCAAAUAGACCCCUGUAGUAUACUGAAAAAGUCAAUUAAGUCCUUCUACUUUAAAAUCAAUCAAUUGGGUCCUCCAACUUUUAAUAACAUUCAAUUCAGCAAUUCAGCCUGUAAACAAUCGGUUUCCCGGUCAAUCCCAUAAGUGCAUAGUCCCUUUGAAACAAUGCUUGACUUUCCAGUUUCACUACCGAAAUGUUGAGAUUUCAUCAGCUCACAUGUCCUUCGUUGCCCCCCACCACCACCACUGUAGGCAUGAGUGUCGUUGAAGCUAAUUUGGAUGGUGUAGAGGUUGGGGAAACAGCAGGACAACAUUCACAGCCCAACAAUUAGAAAUGUAUGCAUAGCUCGUUUUUUCACCGGAGUACAUCACCGUCAACGGACACCGGCUGUCUUCCCCGUUCGCAGUACAACAACGACCCUCAUUCAGUCGUAAGAAGAGUAUUCAUAUGCAUCAUAACAACAAUAAAAAUGUUAAUGAAACUCAUACUUUGUAUAUAACAGUGUGCAUAGUAAACGAUAUAUAGAAAAAGAGAAAUCAAUGGACGAGGUAGAAGAAUGGAUGCAGGAUGCGAAAUCUGUCAGCUUUAAGGGAUGAAGAUUUUAUAGAGUGGAAAAGAAUUUCUUACCUUAAUCGUGACACUCUUACAUUCAAUUUCAAAAUCGAUUUGAGAGACAUGGAUAUGGUCUUCUCAAUUUUAGCGAAGUGGGCUUCCCAAUUUCAGAUUGAUUCCACAUGUCAUCUGAAAAUACUCCGAUCUUCUAGCCUUCAUCAACGCCUAAGGUCCACCACGGAAGAAGAGAGAAUCAACAUCUUCAUCAAUGAUUUCCGAAAUGCCUUUGAAAGAAAAAGAAAGGAAAGAAGGAAAAACGAAGAAGAAGAGUGAAGAAACGAAGAAGAAUUGAAAAGGGAUAAAUAGUGGAGAUCAGAGGGAGGAGCGAAUUCGCCGGAAUUUGGAUUUUUAUGGCAGUCGGGCUUGGAGCAAUGACGACGAACAGAGCUGCACAUCCAACUGACAUGGUCACUAUGAAGAUGAACGGAGAAGCAGAGCGUAGGGAAGAAAGUUCAAGAAACAAUGAAACAAAAUGAUAAAUAAAAAACGAAAAAAAAGAGUAACCAUUUGUACUACCACGUGUGUAUGUGACCGGCUAACCUGAUGUUUACCUGAUAAAAAGCCCAUUUGAUCUUUUUUUAAAAGUUUGAGGACCCAAUUGAUUGAUUUGAAAGUAGAAGGACUUAAUUGACUUUUUCAAUAUAGUACGAGGUCUUAUUUGACAGUUUUCCCUUAAAGGUAAUGAUCUCAUUAACAUUUCAUCCUUCAUUUAAUCUCAUAAGAUUUUAUAAUCAUAUGAUAAACUCAUAAACUUGUUCUACACUCCUAAGAGGUGUAGAAUGAGGGCUUCAAAGGAUAGUUUUAACCAUGAACAGAGUUAUGACCGCAGUAAGACCGGUUCGCCGGAAAACAACUUUUUAGAGGUUAUUUGUGUUGAUAUAGAUUUUGUGAUGUUAAAACCUUGUUAGGAACUUGUCGAAGGUGUUCCUAUAGAUUCCACGGAGUUGGAAGAGUCGCCGGAGUUAUCGCCGGAGUUCAACAAAGUUCGCCGGAGUUUCGCCGGAGUUCAACCGAGAAGAGUAGAACGUAUUAAAGCUCAUUCGAGGUUGAAGCUAGAGCUUACUUCCUGCACCCGUUGCUCGGGAGAUCGAUGGAGAGAAGAUGUGGUUCAUGUUUCCUCUCGUUCUAUUUCUAAAUAAUUAAAUAAUGCUCAUGGAACUAUUUUGACUUAUAAAUUAAUGGAGCCUGCGAGCUCUUGUUUUACCCUUGUGUGGGUUCUUAUUAAACACUUAUAUUCCGCUAUGUGUUUAAUUGUAUGUUGAUGUUGUUAUGCAUGUUUACUAAUCGGUUUUUGGCAUAUGUAUCUAUCGGACGUCUUGUGCAAUUCGGUAAGGAUGAAC